CCUCUUACUUUGAAGUCGCCUCUGUUUCCGGCCCUUAGCUUAGCUUGCUAGCUGUGAGCAGCAGUGUUCGUGUCUGUGACUCUGUGGUUCUUUUGUUUUUUUGUGACGGAGUUUGUUUUAGAAAAAGUUGGUAUCGUUGUGUGAAAAUGUCUAAAGUCCAAAUGCUGAGAGCGUUGGUGAAGCAGCGACUAACUGCGGCUGCUGAAGAGAUAUUUGGGCUGUUUGAAAGAACCAUAGCAGAGUACGAGGAGGAACUUUGUCGUUCCAAAGAGGAGAACCACCGACAGCGACACCUGCUGGACUCCGUCUUUAACCCUGAAGAUUCACAGCAGCUGUUGGUGACUAAAGAACAGAUUCCUCAACAGCAACAGGACUGGAGGACCAGUCUAGACCAGGAUGACUCAGGCCAGCCACAAAUUAAAGAGGAACAAGAGGAACUGUGGACCAGUCAGGAGGACGAGCAGCUCCCAGAACUGGAGAACAAUGACGUCAUCAAGCUGAAGUUGGCUCGUGGCCCUGUGAAGAGUGAAGAUGUUAAAGAGAAGAACAGAGAGGCGGAGCCUCCAGAAAGCAGCUAUGCCACACAUAUGAAGACCGAAGCCGAUGGAGGAGACCGUGCAGGACCAGAGCCAGACCCAAACUUAGACCUACAUGCGUAUUUGCACCCAUAUCAUGAUGAAUUUGCCACGUCUGAUCCUGCAGCUGAACUUGGCAGUGAUUGGAAGGAAGCCAGGGAGCCUCAGUCAGGUUUAAACUUUGAAAUAUUUCUGGGUGAAAAAACAUUUAGUUGCUUUGAUUGUGAGAAAACAUUUGACAAUGAAGAAUGUUUGAAGAGUCAUCUAAGUAUUCAUACAGGACAGAAAACAUUCAGCUGUUCAAUCUGCAACAAAUGUUUCACAUGUCGAAGAAAUUUAAGGAGGCACGAGAGAAUCCACACAGGAGAGAAACCGUACAGUUGCCCCUUUUGUAUUAAAAGGUUCACUCAGCGUGUACAUUUGAAUUGCCACUUACGUCUCCAUACUGGAGAGAAACCAUUCAGCUGUUCAGUUUGUCAGAAGUGUUUUGCAUGCAGAAGAAAUUUAUGGAGACAUACGAGAAUCCACACUGGUGAAAAAUGUUACGGUUGCUCUGUUUGUGGAAAACGUUACACACAAAAAUCAAAUCUGAAAAAUCACAUGGCUGUUCACACAGGAGAAAAAAUGUACAAAUGUGGCAUUUGUGGGAAAGGAUUCAACCAGAAGUCCUGUUUGAAAACCCAUAGGUGUACUGAGGAGGCGGAACAUGAUAUCACAACUUUAUAAACUCGUUUGCCUAGUUAUCCAUUACUUUCUCAGUUACAUAACUGGAAAGAAAACCAGUAACAUAAUAAUAAUGUUACUGAAACAGAGGUUUUCUUGAAAUAAUGUACAGGUGCUUCUAGAAAAAAAUAGAACAUUGUGAAAAAGUUAAAUAUUUUUUUAUUUCAGUAAAUGAAAAAAUGUAUGUAUUCUAGACUCAUUGUAUAUAAACUAAAAAGUUUCAAGCAUUUUUUUUUUACUUUAAAUUUUGAUAAUUACAGUCUACAGCCCCCCAAAAAAGGGAAAACAUCUCAAAAUAUUAGAAUAUUUCACUUAAAUUUUGAGUUUCUGCAGUAUAAAUACUGUGAAUCUGUUGUCAUGGUUCAGUUAGCUGACCUGACAGUUGUCCAGAAGACUGUCACCCUCCACAAUAAGCCUCAAAAUACAUUGAUGGAAAGUUGACUGGAUGGGAACGUGUGAUUGGAAAAGCUGCUCAAGCAACAGGGAUGACUACAGCCUCGAGGUUGCCAAGCAAAGCUGAUUCAAGAAUUUGGGGGAGCUUCACAAAGAGUGAAGUGAGACUGGAGGGAGGGCAUCAAGAGCCACCAUUCUCAGACACAUCCAGGAAAUGGGCUACAAGUGUCACAUAGUGAGUGUCAAGCCAGUUGUGAACCAGAGAAUGUCAGAAGCGGCUUAUCAAGGUCCCAGAGUGGAGGACGAGUGGAGAGGCACAGAAUCCAAUCUGCUCGAGGUCCAGUGUGACGUUUCCACAGUCAGGGAUGAUUUGGUGCCAUGUUCACCUGCUGGUGUUGGUCCACUGUGUUUGAUCAAGUUCAACAUCAGCACAUCCAUCUACCAGGGGAUUUUACAGCACUUCAUGCUUCCCGCUGCUAACAAGCUUUAUGGAGAUGCUGAUUUCCUUUUCCAGAAGGACUUUGUACCUGCCCACAGUGCCAAAACUACUAGGAGCUGGUUUGUUGACCGUGGUGUUACUGGACUUGAUUGGUCCCAUAGACAAUCCCUUGUAGAGUCUCUAUGGCAGGGGUGG
Messenger RNA from Thalassophryne amazonica, 2325 nucleotides. RefSeq names its product zinc finger protein 501-like. Lineage: Eukaryota; Metazoa; Chordata; Actinopteri; Batrachoidiformes; Batrachoididae. The record is from RefSeq and is a predicted model, not a curated record. The transcript has 2 exons. Gene Ontology annotation, biological process: regulation of DNA-templated transcription. The coding region runs from base 147 to 1301 and encodes 384 amino acids. Gene Ontology annotation, molecular function: DNA-binding transcription factor activity, RNA polymerase II-specific; RNA polymerase II cis-regulatory region sequence-specific DNA binding.